AUGGUAGACAGCACGCGAACUCCAGAGCGUCGUCUUCUUCCGACCAAGCUGACAACAUCUUCUUCAUCAGCCUGUCACAUGACCCCCGGUGGCGGAAGCACCGGCUCGGUGCUGGUUAGGAGGCGGGCGAGUGAUACAACUAAAGACGCGAGACAUGGACCACGUUGGAGCGAUGCUGAGCCAAGCGAGAAUUCCGACCCAACUGGGAUCAUCUUCGGUGUCAUCGGUCUAUGCUGCAUCGUGCUUGUUGCCGCUUGCUUCGGCUACCUGUUGCUGGGAUCAGCGGAUGCUGAAGAGCCGGAAGGAGACGACGUUUUCGGUGGUGGCGGUGGUGGCGGUGGUGGCGGCGGUGGUGGAGGUCAUGGUGGGGGUGGUGGGGAUGUUGGAGGUGAUGGAAGUGGUGGAGACGUCUCGCAGCCACCAGAUGUGCCCUUGCCACCAUUUACAGCUCGGACGCCCGGUAGUUCACCAGCCUGUCCUGAGGCACAUAGAACAACGUUCUCAAUAGUUGAUGUUGGUGGUGAUGUUGGAGGUGAUGGAAGUGGUGGAGGUGGUGGAGACGUCUCGCUGCCACCAGAUGUGCCCUUGCCACCACUUACAGCGCGGACGCCCGGAACAACGCCUGCUGGUCAAAGAACACCUGCGCAAAGAACUGGAGCCCCACCAGUUAUUGGCCCACCUGCAGUACUGAGGCCUUCGCCAGCUACUGUAACCCCACCAAUUAUUGGCCCACCUGCCGUACUCAGUCCUACUCCAACCUCAACUCCGACGCCUAUACCAAAACCUACGCCGGCUCCCACACGACGAAUUACACCACCUCCCAUUCCGCCCCCGACACCACCUCCCAUUCUGCCACCGACCCCGAAGCCCACUCCAAGGCCGGCAGCGAGGCCUAGUCCAGCGCUGACACCACAGCCCACUCCAAGGCCCACGCGGAGGCAGACGCAGACGCCCACGGCAAAGCCGACGCCCAGGCCCACUCCGAAGCUCACGCUGAGGCCCACUGCAAGUCCCACUCCGAGUCCCACUCCCAGGCCCACGCCGAGGCCCACGCCGGGGCCCACUGCAGGUCCCACUCCGAGUCCCACUCCGAGUCCCACUCCCAGGCCCACUCCAAGGCCCACGCCGAGGCUCACGCCGAGGCCCACGCCGAAGCCGAUGCCGAGGCCCACGCCAAAGCUCACGCCGACGCCCACUGCAAGUCCCACUCCGAGUCCCACUCCCAGGCCCACUGCAAGGCCCACACCGAGGCCGACGCCGAGGCCCACGCCGAAGCCGACGCCGAGGCCCACGCCGGAGCUCACGCCGAGGCCCACUGCAAGUCCCACUGCGAGUCCCACUCCCAGGCCCACUCUGACGCCCACGCAGAUGCCAAUGCCGAAGCCCACGCCAAAGCCCACGCCGAGGCCCACGGUGAGGCCCACUGCAAGUCCCACUCCGAGUCCCACUCCCGGGCCCACUCCAAGGCCCACGGUGAGGCCAACGCCGAGGCCCAUGCCGAAGCCGAUGCCGAGGCCCACGCCGAAGCGCACGCCGGGGCCCACUGCAAGUCCCACUCCGAGUCCCACCCCCAGGCCCACUCCAAGGCCCACGCCGAGGCUAACGCCGAGGCCCACGCCGAAGCCGAUGCCGAGUCCCACGCCGAAGCUCACGCCGAGGCCCACUGCAAGUCCCACUGCGAGUCCUACUCCCAGGCCCACUCUGCGGCCCAUGCCGAGGCCGACGCCAAAGCCCAUGCCGAAGCCCACGCCGAUGCCCAUGCCGAGGCCCACGCCGAAGCUCACGCUGAGGCCCACUGCAAGUCCCACUCCGAGUCCCACUCCCAGGCCCACUCCAAUGCCCACGCCGAGGCCCACUGCAAGUCCCACUCCGAGUCCCACUCCCGGGCCCACUCCAAGGCCCACGGUGAGGCCAACGCCGAGGCCCAUGCCGAAACCGAUGCCGAGGCCCACGCCGAAGCUCACGCCGGGGCCCACUGCAAGUCCCACUCCGAGUCCCACCCCUAGGCCCACUCCAAGGCCCACGCCGAGGCUAACGCCGAGGCCCACGCCGAAGCCGAUGCCGAGUCCCACGCCGAAGCUCACGCCGAGGCCCACUGCAAGUCCCACUGCGAGUCCCACUCCCAGGCCCACUCCAAUGCCCACGCCGAGGCCGACGCCGAGGCCCACGCCGAGGCCCACUGCAAGUCCCACUCCGAGUCCCACUCCCAGGCCCACUUCGAAGCCCACAAUAAUUCCCACACCAAUGCCCACUCCGGGGCCGACUCUAAAGCCCACUCCAAGGCCGACUCCAAGGCCUACUCCGAGGCCUACUCCAAGGCCUAGUCCACGGCCCACGACAGUUCCUACGACAACUACGAAAGCAUUCUCUGUAGACGAGCUCAUCUGCACGGUGGGCGGAAAGGCCAUCUUCCCCGAAAUGAUCCCGACUGACGGGCUGUGCGAUUACAUCUACUAUGCCAACGUCGCCGUGGUUCACGGCGUCAUGCACGGCAUCGAAACCGAAGAAAGCUGGGUAACGUUCAAGAUGAUAAUGAAGACCCUCACAAAGACUUCGGGUGGCAUCGGAUUCGAUAUCCGGUACUCAGCCCCGACUAGUAUGAACGCAACGACCGAACAGGAACUGCAAAAUCAUUCUAGGCACAGCAACCUCAAGCACUACGGUGUGUUGAACGUGUUGCACACAACAACGAAAGUAAAGGGUCUAUACGACAAGGCGAAAGUGCUUCUUGCAAAUCUGAAGGCUCUACAAGUGUCAACAAACGCCGUCAACUCGAAAACAUUAAUUGCUCUCGGCAUAUUCAAUUAUCGCCGCGAUAACGCGAUGGGCGUCCUCAGCGAUAUGUUCAACGACGCUGUCACCAACCACGUUGCGGAUACGGUCAUCGUCUACUCCUCUGUGGGCUGGAUCGAGCGAGAGAGCGAAUGCUACAGCCACCCGCCAUCUGUAUUUCAAAGAAGCGACCUGAAAGGGGUGGAUCGCUAUUAUGCCGACCGGGCACCAGAUAUCAAAAGUAUAACAAGGCUCAUGACGAGAGACAAGCCGUUCCCCUCCCACACCAAGGUGGGGCUAUCUUUCGAGCUGGGCACCCUCGUGUACACCGUAAAGGUCGCAAAUAAAGGUGUCCUCUCAGAAUUGGUCAACAUUGCCUGCAAGAGCCUCUACGUCACAAACUUCGACGUCGCGCCUUGCCUAGGAAACGUCCAGUCCAACCGAGCCAUAAUAUUUGAAGGCGUGGAGGUGGCCCAAUCACAGGCUGAUAUAAUGCAGGUCAUACUUUUCGAGAGCAACAAUACUAUCUUCUACAAGAUCAAAAAGCUGGCCGAGAAUUCCACCUUCCUGCGGCCGGGUAUGUCACUGCUGCUGCUCAACGCCCACCUCGGGGACUUCAGGAGCCCCGGAGAGAACCCGUGUACCCGGUACCGCGAAAAAGACCGAACCGACCCGUUCUACCGAAUCAGAUUAUUUAGGGCAUGGCUCGGGUUGCCCUAAAGCCGAACCGAGGCAGCUUGGGGAAGAGUGGUCGUCGGACUGUGGAGUGGUGUGUGUGGCGGUAGUGACAAGCUUGUGCCUUGGCCUUCACCUGGUGUUGUGCUUUCAUAAAGCGCGACACCCGACAGGAUGACUGCGUUUCCUCAAUAGUCGUCCCUUUGCGUAGUUCAACAAUAUCAGCGUAACUCUUA
Messenger RNA from Dermacentor albipictus, 3683 nucleotides. Its product is annotated as cell surface glycoprotein 1-like. The record is from RefSeq and is a predicted model, not a curated record. Lineage: Eukaryota; Metazoa; Arthropoda; Arachnida; Ixodida; Ixodidae.